AGGACUCUCCCAGCGCCAACUUAUUCGUAUUCAUUCGACGCCGGCGACAAGCCAUUUUAUCGUUACCCGGCGGUUCAUCUGAGAAUCGAGCCGAAUCUCUACACUACAACAACACGACUAACCAGUCAAGUGCGGGAACCUUCUUGCUCCAACCACGAGCUCUUUGCCAUUCCGCAUCCUGCCGCGUCGUUGGCGCAUUCACUCUGCACUCUAAACCUCGAAAGUUGAAGUUGCCUUUUGCCGAGAAUGAACGUCAUCUACUCGGUCAAGGACUAUGUGAGCAACGUCUUUCACCAAGACUCUGGCUCGGGUGCCAUCGACGUUGUCGCCGUGCAACAGCCCGACGGAUCACUGCGCUGUUCACCAUUCCACGUGCAUUUCGGCAAGUUCAAGCCCGAGGAAAAACAGCAGGUCACCCUCGAGGUCAACGGACAGAACAUUGACGGCGUCCGCAUGAAGCUCGGGGCUGCUGGGGAGGCCUAUUUCGUUCACCAGGUGCAGGAACCCGUGGACGAGAAAGAUUAUCUGGCGUCUCCUUUGCCCAGUCCCCUCAGCAGUAUUGGUGACGCUGAAGACUUGCUACACAAUGACACAUUUGCCACAUCCGGGACGUUGGAGCCUGAGCACGAGGAAAACACCGGCGACAUGCACGAAGAAAUAGUCGAUACGAAGAGAAACGAGUCGAUCGAUCGGUUAACGUGGGGAUGGGGCACGCUCCCGAGUAUGCGACCUGGAGACGAGGCCAAUGACGAGCUGCCGAGUAUGGUCAAAAGUGCGUCCGUGUACUUUGAUGCGGUGGAUACUGAAGCCACUGCUGCGGCGAAUGAAGAUGUGGACUAUUACGACCAUCCGUCGAUGUCACUUUGUGGCCAUUUGCUGCGCGAAGCAGAGACAGAGGAGGAGAUGCAUCAGAUCUUCUCGGAACAUAUUGUCACUUUUGACUUUUUCCGAGUCAAUCCUGCGAAGAUAUUGGCAAACCCAGACUUGCGGUUCUUCGUACGCGGGAACGUAUCGUCGUACGAUGCAGACAUGCAGGCAUACCUCGUGUCUCGAGUCCUUUUCCCGUACUCGCAUCAUUUGCCCGUUGGCACGGCACCUACACUGUCCCUCGAUACCGAUAAUGUAUCGAAAACUCGCGAGGAAAGCCUCAGUCUUUCUGGUUCUAACCUCUCACGCUCGGCACACUGUCACACACUAGAGCCUUUGCACGAAGUUUUGAGCGACGACGGUGGAUCGACGCAAGACACCGCCAGUAUUACGAGCGAGCCGUACUUUAAGAAGAGCUUGAAGCCGUCGCAACAAGAGUUACUCGAAAUGGGGCUGUGUGUGGGUACGAACGAUAUCGAGUUUGUGUUGCGGUCUCACGAUUCAGGCGAACUGGCUCGCGUGACAGCCAAACUGUAUCUGUGGCCAGUGACGGCAAAAGUGGUCAUUGCUCAGAUUGAUGGAGCCAUUUCAAGUAGCGCAGCAACUGGCAGCAUGUUUAAGCGCAGAGAUCCCGCUGCAAUGCAUCCGGGCGCAGUAGAAUUCUACUCGAAGCUGGCUCGGAACGGCUACCGAGUCGUGUAUGUCACGUGUCUCGGCCUUUCGCAGGCCAAUUUGCUUCACACUUUGCUACACAACAACGCGGAGGAUGGAGAAAUCACACUACCGAUGGGUCCGGUGUUGCUGUCACCUGAUCGGUUGCUUGCCUAUGGCAACGAGAUAGUCGACGCGGAAGACUUUAAGAUCGCUGCACUUGGUGCCUUGCGUUCUCUCUUCCCAAGGGAAGUGAACCCGUUCUACGCGGCGUUCGGGACUACGCAAACCGACAGUGUAGUGUUCACUCAAGUCGGCGUUUUCUCCGGAAAAGUGUUUGUAGUAGACCCUACCGACGGUAGUCUACGACACCGGUCGCUGAUGGGUUUCCACGAGUCCUACACGAGUUUGCUGGAUCGGAUGGACGCGAUGUUCCCACCCAUUUAUUCUCCAACGACACAGGUUUCAAUCUCCAGUCAGCACACCUUGCAACUUAUCGUACCAACGCUUCGUUCGGUGCCAAUCAACCUCAGCACAACGUCACGAGGUUCCUUGAUUGAGGACGAGGAGCGACUUGUAUCCGAAGCGGUUGCUUCACAAGUGCGGGCACGGAAUCUCGCGGAUGAGGCCUACAACGAUAUCAACUUUUGGCGGAUCGAACCAGGCCGCGUCUAG
Phytophthora infestans T30-4 is the source of this 2193-nucleotide messenger RNA. Its product is annotated as lipin-like protein. The record is from RefSeq and is a predicted model, not a curated record. Gene Ontology annotation, molecular function: phosphatidate phosphatase activity. Bases 247 to 2193 code for a protein of 648 amino acids. NCBI's taxonomy places the organism in Eukaryota, Oomycota, Peronosporomycetes, Peronosporales, Peronosporaceae. The transcript has a single exon.